CGCCGAACGUUAGUCUAUCGGACGCCUCAUUAUGUAGUUGAUGGUGUGUGCUAUUGUUGUUAGAUGUUUGUUUUCAAUUUAUUUAUCCAUAUUAUUAACAUUUAAAAAUGUUCAAAUGUUACCGGAUUAUCGUUUUUUGUUUUUGAGUUUGUAAUUUUUAAUGAAAAUAAUAUUCGUGUUUUUUUGCCAUUGUGAGCCGCUGUGUUUUUUUGGCUUAUAAAUCGUGUGUUUGAUUAUUUUGUUGUUCAACUUAGUUGUAACUAAAUCGAAAAAAAACGCAGUUUUCUGUUAUCUUCGGUCGCCGGUUUUAGUACAAUGUUCAGCACACGAUGAUGAAUUUUCACACGAGGUGUUAAUAUUUUUGAAAACGCGUGUAGAAAUUAUACGUGAGCGGUUCUCGUUGCCCAUAUACACCUAACAAACAAUUUUUAUCUCUGGGAAAAAGAGGCGCACACGCACUGAGAAAACGCGCGCAAAGUACCACACACGAAUAUACACACAUAUAAAUAUUAUAUACCGCUUGUAUAAAAUAAAAAAAUUGUCGUGUCGACGAAUCUGCUCUACUACCUCUAUCUCUCUGUUGUGCAGCAGUAACAGCAUCUCAGCAACAGCAGCAGCAUCCGUGGCCUAUGUGUUGGCAGCUUUGUUAACUUACUUCUUUGUUUCCUCUGUGGUUUAAAUAAUUUUUAUUUCUUUUCAAAUCACACGCCUUUUCUCUUUUUCUCUCUUCAAAUUACUAUCGUUUUUUAUCGCGCGUGCUGCGAAAAGCUUUGUUACAAAUAUCGUAUCUAAGACUUUACAUGCGGAUACUAAAAAUCGACGGCUUUUUUGUCUUAGCGCAGCAUUAACUGAUUUUUUUUUUGGAAACGUGUUUUAAAGCUUUUUGUAGUCUUUUUUCCUGUAUUGUUCGCGGUAUUUUUUUGUCGUUGAAAUUUUUUAAGUGAAAAAUUACACGUGGUGAACCGAACGGCAAAUUCGCUUCGAUGCUAGUCAAUAUAAUUACCAUUAAAGCUUAUAAUAACCGUAUACUUACGUAAGUCUCGUAUUUAGUAUAGAAGAGGCAAUUUUUUCCCUAAUUUUUUUCCUACCUACGUCUGUUGUUCGAUCGUUCUCGCCGUUGUUUUUGGAAUCGGAUUCGCGUUUGUUGAAGAAGAUAUCGUCGUCGUCGAAACUAGACAAGAAGCAAGGAUUAUUGGAAUUCGCGCGCGCGCCAUUGCAUAUGUGUGUGUGUGGUAAUACUUGAAAAAACGACAAGAAUAAGGAAAAAAGAGCAGAUCUCGAGCAAUAUUUGCGUGUGCGAGACGAAGCGACUCGCACGAUACAGUUGCAAUAACGCACUAACGAAAACGCGGUCGUCUAAGAAUAAUUUUUUAUUCGAAAAUUGUCGAUAAACCGUCAAAAUCGUGUCCCUCGUGGUACCUAGUUCUUUGCCCAGUGCUCCGUCCGUAGCGGUAGGACCUACAACGGUCUCGUCUGCGGUACCAGGAGCCGGGGCUAUGGCCGUCGUCAAUGUAAACAAUUUACUAAACGGUAAAGACUCACGCUGGCUCCAAUUGGAAGUAUGCAGAGAAUUUCAACGUAAUAAAUGCACCCGUCCGGAUACUGAAUGCAAAUUCGCUCAUCCUCCAGCUAAUGUGGAAGUGCAAAAUGGACGCGUUACGGCAUGUUAUGAUAGUAUCAAGGGUCGUUGCAAUCGAGAUAAACCACCUUGUAAGUAUUUUCACCCGCCGCAACACUUGAAAGAUCAGUUGCUCAUAAAUGGCAGAAAUCACUUAGCUUUGAAGAAUGCCUUAUUACAACAAAUGGGCUUGGCUCCCGGUCAGCCGAUGGUUCCUAGUCAGGUUCCCGCUGUGGAUGUCGCUGGUAAACUGCAGUUUCCGACGUCAAGCGCAGCGGCUGCCGCCGCUGCAACGGCGAUCGCACUUGGCCAGCCGCAAUUAGGUCUCAUGACCACUCCGUACCUACCAGGAGUUCCACAAGUUGGCAAUACUUUCAAUCCAUAUUUCAGCGCAGCUCCGAUUAUGCCAACCGCCGCUAUACUCGGCCCAGAUCCUAAUAAUCCUUUAAGUAUGGCAGUACAACAGACCGUAGUCACGCAACAAAAAAUGCCAAGGACAGCUGAUAGGCUAGAGCAAUCCACCGCUGCCGCUGGAAUCGCCGCUCUCACUGCUGCCAAUGCGGCAUCCGCAGUUGAUAUCGGAAGAAAACGUCCACACGAUCCUAAUGACGAUCUUCUUAUGAUGGAUAUGAAAACAGUUGGCGCUUUUUACUAUGAGAACUUUGCGUUUCCCGGUAUGGUACCUUAUAAGAGAGCAGCCGGCGACAAAUCCGGCGUACCAGUUUACCAACAAAGUGCGGCGACCGCGUACCAGCAACUGUUGCAACCGUUCGUGCCUGUGUCAUUUAGUGCAGCACCUCCAGGUUUGCCGAGAUAUUAAGAGCUGCCUGAGUGAAAAGUUGUUAUGAAUAUUCAGUCUAUAUCGACGUAUAACUGAAGAUUCAUGUUCGUGAAUACCAAAAAGUUUGGUGGGAAGAAAAAAUAUGGAUAUAUAGUAUUCUAAUUUAAAUAUAAUAAGUUUUAGUGUCCUAAUUCCUUAUGAUCUGUUUCUUUUUAUUUUUCUUCUCUCUUUAUUAUACUUAUUAAGUAAUUAAAGAAAAGGAAAGAAAAAACCGUUUUUAUGGAAAAUAUUUAUUUAUAAUGAUUUUAUUAACAUUAUAUUACUAUUAUUAUUAUUAUAAAAUUAUCUUUGAUUAUAUAAAAUAAGUAGUAAACGCUAUUUAAGCGUUCAUACAUAUAGUUUUAUGUAGAAUUAUUAUGUUCCUGAAUGUCCCACAGUUGCGAAUUUGUUUGGUACUCGCAACUAACCGUAUUUUUUUAUCAAUGUGAUAACGAAAAUUUGAUUUAUAACCUGUAUUAUUUACUUAUGUUCUUUUUUUCAACUAUUAAUAUUAUUAUUGUAUUUUUUUUUCUUUAGUUUUAAAUAGAAUUUUUUUGUUUUUGUUAAUACUGCCACCUCUAUGAGAAUUCAAUUUUUUAAAACUAAAAAAAAAAAAAUCGAACUAUGUCGGGUUGCGAGGAAUUGUACGAGAAUUUUUAUUGUUAUUAUUUGAUUAUUUUUUUAUAUACGGUUUAUUUAAUCAGUUGAACGAAUCGAUGGAAAAUUUUUCUAAGGCCUAAUUUUCGAUUUACUACAUAUUACCCUUUCGUUAAUUUUUAACAUAGCAUAAUAUAUUUGUUGUGCUGGUAAAUGUGAUGAAUUUUAGCUGGAAACUGGAGCACACACCGAGGUGGUAGUAUUGUAAAGGAAAUAAAAAGCAAAAAUUUCGAAAGAAUUACCACGACGUGCUGUCUCUUUUAAUCUAAUCUUUUGAUUCAUGUGAUCGAAAGAGAAACAUUGUGAUGCAUAACGAAAGUUGCCUCGCAUUGUGAAACUUUCCGAUGUGGUUCAUUCGAUUGCCGAGGAAUCUUCCGGUUGACCCUGUGAACUGAUCUAGUCUUCAGUUUUCCAUACGUAAUUAAGGUGUUGGUUUUUAUUAUCAAAUUCUCUCUUAAUUUUGAGAACACGUUUUCUUUCUCUCUCUCUAUCUCUCUCUACUUUGCGUUUCUAUCAUCACAAUUUUACAUGACAAAAUAUAUACUAUAAUAAUUUAAAGUAAACAAAAAAAAAAGAUAUUUUGUGAUUGUACGUUUAGGACUUUCGCACAAAUCAGUCAUCACUAUUAUAUUUUAAGGCUCAUUUAUAUACUUAUUUUUUCUCAUUUUUUUCUGUUUUCUUUGUUAUAAUUUUUUUGUUUAAAAAAGUAUUAUUUUGUGUUACUGAUUUUUUUUUGUGAUAUUUUUUGUAGUGUUUUGUGUAAUGUGUAGAGUUUAGUUGUAAUCGUCAUUAUAUAGUCUUCUUUUUUUUUUAUUUUUUUUUAUUUUUCUCUCUACUCUUUCUCUCUUUUUCUCUUAUAUUUUUUUGUUUAUUUUUUCGUCACGUUUUUUUUCUUUUGUUUUUUCUCGUUCUUUCCUUUUUAAAAUUAGAGAUGAAAGUCAUCUGUUGAUUUUUCAGGCGUGUGGCGGGUUUAAGGAGCGAAAUGCAACUAAGAGGGAGUUUCGGUCAAAAUUUCAGAUAAUUGGACCUGUUCAUUUUCGAAACGAAAAUAUUUAAAUUUAGUUGAAAUUAUUGAAAAAAUACUCAAAAGUACUAAACACUUGAAAUAAGGAAUUUUAAAAAUAUUUGUUGUCUUCUUUGAAUGCAAAAAGGUAAAUGAAAAAAUUAAACGAAAAUUGUUGGAGUGUUUGUAAAUUGUCAAAUCUAUCAAUCAUUCCUGAAAGCCACCAUCAUUUCGCCAUAAUUGUGGGAAUUGAACAAUAAAAUGAUUCUUGAAAGUGAAUUUUUAAAAUUGAAACUUGAUCAAGUUUAUUUCUUUCAGAAUACAACUUAAAAUAUUGAUUCAAUUUAAUUAAAAAAUUGUAAAAAAAAAAUACUCAUCGUCAGCAAACUGUAAGAUUGAAAAUUUAAACUAACAAAAUGAAAAAAAAAAACCGAAAUUAUUUCACGCGACGAUCCCCCUUCACCCCUCAGCCCCAAUCGAUCUAUUCUGUUGUGGGAUUAAAUCCGCCAUUUUGAAUUCUUCUCCAAGGUCAACACCAAGCAACAAAAUAGUAUUCCUCCCCCUGUCCCUCUGUUUGUCUAUAUUGAAAAACAAAUUGUUACGUUUUUGUUAAUUUUUAAUUAAUAUUUUCUUCUUUUUACUGUGUUUUAUUCUAUUCUUGUUUGAAAUUUUUAAAUUUGUAUAAAAAAUUUUAGUUACAAUAAUUUUUUAAUGUUUCGAAAGUACUUUUUUUCGUUUGUUAAAUUUCAAUAAUUUUUAGAAUAUGAAAAAAAAACAGUAGUUAAAAAAAAUUGUGUAUAAAUCUUGUACAUGACAUUUUUCUAAGUUUUAAACAAGUUGAGAAUUUUUGUUUUUUUGUAGUGUAGAUGUUUUCCCCUCUUAUUUUCUGGGUUUUGAGAAAUACCUUAUUUUCGGGUGUAAUUUACGGGCCAAGUUUAGCCUGAAAUUUAUUACUAUACGAGAAGCAACUCGGCUGAAAGUUGCCGAAUGGCAUCAGCAAGUUGUGGUGAUAAAUCCUACCGGUGCUGUACUCUCGAGGCACUACACAUAGGCGAUUCGGGGGAAAAAAACUGGCCCAUAUUACACCCUUUUACGAGUAUGUAGUUGAAAGUAUUUUGGAAAAAUCUCAAGUAGAGUAAAGUUUUCGUGUUUUUUUCUAGAUUAUUUUAUAUACUUACAUGCUCGACGUAUUUUUUCAUGCAUUCCAUUUAUUAAUAAUAAUUACGAGUAUUGUAAUGUAUUUCGUGAAAGAUGAGUAUUAUAAUUAAAUUGGAAAAGCAGCAGGCCUGUUUCAAGUUUCCAUUUUUGUUUUGUUUUUUCGUUUUUUUUUUUCGCCCUUCUUUAUUAUGGAUUAUACACUUUCGUACACUAAUUAGACUUUAAAGAUUUUUUUUCUCCUCCUUUCGAAGUACUAUGAAUUUUGUUGAUAUUUUCAUUUAUUUAUUUUUUUGUCCCGUUUGAUCAUUUUAAAUAUAAGUACGUUUUACCAACAAGAUCGUUUUAUGUUCUCAUAUAUAUUUUACGAAAAAUAUGUAUAAUUUAUACGUUGAAUACGAAUUUUUUUUCCUUAUAUAGUUAAUACCAUAUAUAACGGAUGUGUAAUGUAUAUUUUUAAGUCUUUCAAGACAUAAAGUAUAGAUGUGGUAUGACAACUAUAGUUUCUCACCAAUUCGAUACGGACAGCAUUAAAAAUGCGUGUAAUUUAUCGUUUAAACUUAUAUAGUGUUUUAAUGACGGGAGAUCAUUGUAUCGUAAAUUUCAGAUUCUAUUCAUAAGAUGACGUGUUACUUUUAAUGUUACAAAAUAAUAAAUGUCUCUGAAACAGA
This is a messenger RNA of Planococcus citri (citrus mealybug), 5924 nucleotides long. It is a transcript of the gene mbl, whose product is annotated as muscleblind. Gene Ontology annotation, biological process: regulation of RNA splicing. The transcript has 11 exons. The coding region runs from base 1497 to 2438 and encodes 313 amino acids. Gene Ontology annotation, molecular function: RNA binding; metal ion binding. Gene Ontology annotation, cellular component: nucleus. The record is from RefSeq and is a predicted model, not a curated record. NCBI's taxonomy places the organism in Eukaryota, Metazoa, Arthropoda, Insecta, Hemiptera, Pseudococcidae.